AUUUUCUUGUCCUUAAUCUGAUAAGUCCGUCAUUGUUAGCAAUUUUAUACAACGAAAACGGAAAAAAUAAUGGCCGCUUUCAACAAAAUUCAAUUGAUUGCGAUAUUGUGUAGCAUAACAGGUUCCAGUGGGUUGCUUUGCUAUUCUUGUAAUGAUAUUAGAACCAGUGAGGAUUGCAUGAAUGCAGUGGAGUGUACUGGCAGGGAGGAAUGUUUCACAAGGGCGGAUGGUUUUAUCAAUGGAAGUGUUCUCUACACAGCUGGAUGCACAUAUGACAUGGUACCAGUUGGUCAAAGAAGUCAAACAUUUUGUUCAGAAGUGUGCAAUGAAGAUCUGUGUAACUUAGACAACUGUCAACUUCCAGUAUCUCCAAGAGGCAACAUAUCUCGACCACCGCGAUGUUUGUCCUGUGAUUUGAUUGAUGAUCCUGCUCAAUGCAAAAACCUUGUACAAUGUCAGAGCGAUGAGAUGUGCUUCAUCCGAAAAGUUGUUAUCUAUGGCAACACUAGAUACAGACUUGGUUGUAUGAAUUUGCAGCACUGCUCUGCUGCGCCGAAACAAUCAUCCCCUUCUCCGGCCUUUGUAGGAAAACGUUCUGAUGGUACAGAUAGUUCUUGUUCAUUGUGUUGCUCGGAAGAUCACUGUAAUUUUAAAUCUUGUGGGAGUCAGCGAAUUUCAGUAUCAGAUGACCACAUUUAUGACUUACAUCUACUUAGAGAUGAGAGGACGUGCAUCGAUUUCAAUCCAACAGCCUGUGCUGCUUUUGGUUCACUCAAUAAAGAAGCAUGCAAAGCAAUAGCCGACGUCGAUAACCUUUGCCCCGCAUCAUGUGGAAUGUGUGGGCAUUACGGUUGGUCAGAAUGGGGAGAAUGGUCAGUAUGUUCCCAGUCAUGUGACGACGGAACUUCUGUAAGAUAUCGAAUAUGCAUACAUCAGCUUGACGCUGCGAGUAACCAGACGUGUGUAGGAACGGGAAAUGAAAUGAGAAACUGUAGCAUUGAACCAUGUGCAGUGAACGGCCAAUGGUCAGACUGGAGCGAAUGGGGAAAUUGCUCUGUUACUUGUGAAAAUGGAACACAUACCCGGCACAGGCAAUGCAUAAACCCGGCACCUCAACAUGGUGGCAUGAAUUGUACCGGCAAUGAUUUGGAAAUUGAGGAAUGUUCAGAGCAGCCUUGUCCAGUCGACGGGGAAUGGUGCUGGAAGAAUGUAUAUAAAUGCUCAUACACGAGUCACUACAACGGGUACAGAAUAGACGGCUCUGGCUAUGAGCGAACAUCUUGCGGGUGUCCUUCUCCGUCGAAUGGAGGCAAAACAUGCAGCUAGAUACCUGUAUUGUCUAAUUUUUAAUAGUUUAUAGUUAAUUAUUGUUUAAUGUAUCUGAUAUUAAAAAUAAAGCUUGCUGAAUGCUUCA
This is a messenger RNA of Ruditapes philippinarum (Manila clam), 1414 nucleotides long. Its product is annotated as hemicentin-1-like. Gene Ontology annotation, molecular function: zinc ion binding. The transcript has 12 exons. NCBI's taxonomy places the organism in Eukaryota, Metazoa, Mollusca, Bivalvia, Venerida, Veneridae. The record is from RefSeq and is a predicted model, not a curated record. The coding region runs from base 70 to 1326 and encodes 418 amino acids.